AUGUCGUCGCUACCGCCGCCGCCGCCCUCCAGCUCCGCUCCCUCCUCCGCCCACCAACCUCAACCUGCUCUCCCCAACUCGCAGACCACCCAAGCCCCGCCCCGCAAGCGCCGCAGACGAGCGCCCGCCACGGGUGCCACUGAGGACUGUUUCACCUGCCGGAAGCGCCAGGCAAAAUGCGACCGCCGCCGCCCCUACUGCACCCAGUGCCUCGAGCUGGGCAAAGAGUGCUCCGGCUACCGCACCACGCUGACCUGGGGCGUGGGCGUCGCCAGCAGAGGCAAGCUGCGCGGCAUGAGCCUGCCCGUGCCCAAGUCGCCGCCCUCGCCGCCCGCCCGUGAGCGCGCCCAGAGCAUGUCCCAGGCGAAGCCCGUCCCGCAGAGCGCCGCCCAGCCCGCCGUCUCCAGCCCGCCCCAGGCCCCGUCGUACGAGCAGGUCCGCCGCGCGAGCAACAUCAGCCAGAUCAGCCAGAUCAGCCAGGUCAGCCAGGUCAGCCAGGUCAGCCAGCCCAGCGACGUCAAGUCGCCCUCGCCCAUCCGCAGCCCGCCAGUGCACGAGUACCCGGGCCUGGACGCCACCAGCCCCAUCUCCAUCCCGCCCCCCGCCCCACAGCACAUGGGCUGGCACCUGCCGGGCUUUGGAGAGCACCUGGACGGCUACGGCGGGCCCGCCUCCCGCAAGCCGCGCCCCCAGCUGCCCGUCAAGCCCCUGCACAAGCUCCACACCUCGCUCGCCGGUUCCUACGACGACACCGGCCUCUCCACCUCGACCGGCCCGCUGAGCUCCUACAGCGACAGCGUGCUGGGCGACUACCCCUCGCCGAGCGAGUUCCCCGGCACCCCGGACGACUUCGCCUACGCCGACCCCAUGAUCCAGUCAUACAACGAGCACUACAUGCACCAGCGCACCCCCAUGAGCAGCUCCACCGAGUCGCUCGUCUUCCACGACGCCCCGCGCUCGUAUCCCAUGAUCUGCGAGGACCUGAGCUCGAGCAUCAGCUCCGACCAGAGCCUGCAGGAUUUCUCCGAGUUGAAUCCAAUGCAACCAGCAUCAUACAGCCAGUCAGGCUUCUCAGAUAUGUUCUUCCCCGGCGGACUUGCAGCAGCAGCGGGACCUAACAAUGCGCACAUUCCAGGCUACUACUACAGCCGUGGCAGCAAGCACCCCCCGCCGGACCCUACGCCGGCGAACCAUGGCUCUUCUUCUGAGCCCGCUCUCCCCCCGCCGCCGCCGCUCGCCCGCCGUCUCUCUCCCCGAAUGCAGUUCCUCCUGGACUACUACGACCGGGCAAUCUGCCCCGUCCUCGUGGCCUUCGACGGGCCCUCCAACCCCUACCGCAUGCACGUCGUCCCCUUGGCUCGCGAGAGCGAGGGCCUGCAGAACGCCAUCGCCGCAUUAUCCAUCAACAACAUCCGCAUGCGCCAGAGCACCGAAGCAAGAUUUCUAGCCCUCAGCAACGGCCAGAGCAUCAACAGCACCGCCGCCCUCCCCGAGUGGGUCUAUUCGCGUCUCACGGCCGACGAGAUCAGAGAGAUGCAUGGAGAGCCGUCUGCCGAAGAAGUCCACUACAAAACCACAUCCAUCCAGCUCCUCAACGCCCAGCUUGCGGAUCCACUACGCGCCAAGGACGACUCGGUGCUCGCCACGCUCCUCAUCCUAUGCUUGUUUCACGUUUGCGACAGCGGCUUCUCCAAGUUCCGCACCCAGCUUGCCGGCGUGCAGAAGCUGCUGGACAUGCGGGACCGCAGCGUGCAGUCGGGUUUCAUCGGCUGGAUUGAGAUGUUCUUCACGUGGUUCGACGUCAUGACGUCGACCGUCAACGACCGUGAAACGCAAAUCAAAGGCGACAGGCUGGACAUGAUGGACCUGUCGACCAAUCUCGGUGCCCUUGAGCACUUGGCCGGCUGCGAGGGCCGUCUGUUCAAGCUGAUUGCCCGCCUUGGGCGCCUAAAUCUGCUCAGCCAGAAUCGACCGGUCAGCUCGCCUUCUGACAGCACGCCCAGACCCUCGCCGUCGUACAACCGCCGCGGGGGUGACUACUACAGCAUGCAGUGCUAUGACCGCCUCGAUGGCAACGGCUGGGGCUCGCCUGCGUCGCAGCAGCACCAGAAUCCUCUGGAUAUUGUCGACGCAGACCAGCGGCACGAGUUCUGGACCGAGUGGCGGGAUGUUCGCGACCGACUGCAACAAUGGGAGUUCGAGCCUGCGGGCCGUGGUGCCGCCAUGUGCGACGCAGGCCCGUACGCACUGCCGUCGGAUCAGCGGGACAUCCUCCACAUCAGCGAGAGCUUCCGCUACAGCGCACUGCUGUACACGGAGCGCUUAGCGCAUCCCAACCUGUCGUCCUCGGCCCUCAACUUCCAAAACCUGGUCGCACAGGCGCUAUUCCACAUCAGCCAGAUCGGCGUUACUAGCUGCGUCAACAAGUUCCUGCUGUGGCCACUCUUCAUUACCGGCACCGAAUGCGUCGAUGAAAGCCAUCGCACACUGAUCCGCCAACGUUGCAUUGAGAUCCAGCGCGAGAGCGGUUUCUUCAACAACCUGAGCGGCCUCGAGGUCCUCGAGCGCACCUGGCGCGAGGACGACGCGGGCAGGAAUGACAGUGACGCCGAAGUGGCAGCCGAGGCGGCAAGACUUGGCGUCGCCAAGCAAGCUUUCAGAUGGCGCAAGGCCAUGGACCGAAUGGACGGCGAGUAUAUUCUGAUAUGA
Molecule: messenger RNA, 2709 nt
Organism: Lasiodiplodia theobromae
Lineage: Eukaryota; Fungi; Ascomycota; Dothideomycetes; Botryosphaeriales; Botryosphaeriaceae
Product: Transcription factor
Exons: 1
Coding region: 1-2709 (902 amino acids)
Biological process (GO): positive regulation of transcription by RNA polymerase II
Cellular component (GO): nucleus
Molecular function (GO): transcription cis-regulatory region binding; DNA-binding transcription factor activity, RNA polymerase II-specific; zinc ion binding
Source: RefSeq, a predicted model, not a curated record